AGCAGAGCCGGGCCGCGGCGAGAGCGAGCAGCGGGGGCCUGCGGCUCUGUCCGCUCAGCCUGGAGCGCGAACCGGGUGAGGGAGAGUCCGCCGCCGCCAGCCCGCGAACAUCACCUGGAAUAAGGUGCUCUCUCCAGUUUGAGGUUUUUCUGGUUAAAGAAAGAGUAAAAUGGCCUUGAUGUUGCUCAGUCGACAGCUGACUUGUUCUCUGCAACAGAACUCCAGGCUAUUUGCAUGUGGGCACAGAUUGAUCAGUCAAACUGCAGCUAAAAUUGAUGUGGACUUUGAUUAUGAUGGACCGUUAAUGAAGACAGAAGUUCCUGGGCCUAGGUCAAGAGAGUUAAUGAAACAGCUAAAUGGAAUUCAGAAUGCAGAAGCCGUGCACUUUUUUUGCAAUUAUCAAGAGAGCCGAGGGAACUACCUUGUAGACGUAGAUGGCAACCGCAUGCUGGAUCUCUACUCUCAGAUUUCAUCCAUCCCAAUAGGUUACAGCCAUCCAUCUCUGAUGAAACUUCUCCAGCAGCCACAGAACUUGAGUACAUUUGUUAACAGACCUGCUCUUGGGAUUUUACCUCCAGAGAAUUUUGCUGAAAAAUUAAAGGAAUCUUUGCUUUCGGUGGCUCCUAAGGGCCUGCAACAGGUUAUCACCAUGUCCUGUGGAUCCUGCUCUAAUGAAAAUGCCUUUAAAGCAAUAUUCAUGUGGUACAGGAACAAAGAAAGGGGUAACAAUAAUGUCACAAAGGAAGAACUGGAGACGUGCAUGAUUAACCAGUAUCCAGGGUGCCCUGACUAUAGUAUUCUGUCCUUUAUGGGUGGAUUCCAUGGAAGAACCAUGGGUUGCUUAGCUACAACUCACUCUAAAGCAAUUCACAAAUUAGACAUUCCAUCAUUUGACUGGCCGAUUGCUCCAUUCCCAAGACUAAAAUACCCCCUGGAAGAGUUUGUGAAAGAGAAUCAACAGGAAGAAGCGCGCUGUCUGGAAGAGGUGGAAGAUCUGAUUGUAAAGUACAGGAAAAAGAAGAGGAUUGUUGCUGGAAUAAUCAUUGAACCAAUUCAGUCAGAAGGGGGAGACAAUCAUGCUUCAGAUGACUUCUUCAGGAAGCUACGGAACAUUACCAGAAAGCAUGGCUGUGCAUUUCUGGUGGACGAGGUGCAGACAGGAGGCGGCUGCACUGGGAAGUUUUGGGCCCAUGAACACUGGGGCCUAGAUGACCCAGCCGAUUUGGUAACAUUUAGUAAGAAGAUGAUGACAGGAGGAUUUUUUCACAAGGAGGAGUUCAGGCCCAAUGGUCCAUAUCGGAUUUUUAACACCUGGCUUGGAGAUCCCUCCAAGAACCUCAUGCUUGCUGAAGUCAUUAACGUUAUUAAGAGGGAAGACCUUCUCAACAAUGCAACCCAUGCAGGAAAAGCUCUACUGGCCGGGCUGCUGGACUUACAGGCUCGUUACCCCCAUCUCAUCAGCAGAGUGAGAGGGCGAGGCACAUUCUGUUCAUUUGAUACUCCAGAUGAUACAACUAGGAACAAGCUAAUUGCAAUAGCCAGAAACAAAGGUGUUGUGCUGGGAGGCUGUGGCGACAGAUCGAUCCGUUUCCGCCCAACUCUGAUCUUCAAGGAUCACCAUGCGCACCUCUUUCUGAACAUCUUCAGUGACAUCUUAGCAGACUUCAAGACAAAAUGUGAAUUCAUAAAAUGAAGCUGUUGUUUUUUCCCCAUGCUUACCAUCAAGUCAGGCUGCUUUAAACUGAAUCUCUGGACGCACAUGGAGCUUUGGAGUUUCACAGACCCCCAGCAAGUGCAUCCAAAUGCUCUGAGCGGUGUUUGCAAGGGGUAUUGCACUUGUUGAGUGCUAGAUUGCACUCCAUUUUCAGCCUUGAGUCACAGCAGGAAACAAGGAAAAACCCUACAGACAUGCACUGCCUUGCAUAUUUGAUGAUUUAAAAAUAACACAAUAAUAUAUAUAUUUUCAUAGGUAAAUGAUGUAACUUUCCUUUCUCCACUGUGUGUCCAGACGAAGCAGCAGGUCUUGUGAGUGUGGGGUAGAAGCUUAGGAGAUGUCUGCCAAGCAGAAAGUGCCAUUGUCUGACAGUGACUGGGAGGAAAGAACAGAUGUUUCAAAGCAAGCUCUGCUUUCCAGCACUGCCAAGGACAGUAUUUCAGAGAAUGACUUCCAGCUGUGUUCCCAUAAAUAAAAACACAAUAUGCCAUACCAGACUGGACCAAGGGACCAUCAGAUCUGCUACCCUGCCUUCGGCCUAUACCUAGUUCUUCAGAGGCACUGAUGCAUCUGGCCAGUUGAGUGCUACAUGGAAGUGAGGGGGGGAAAUAAUUCCUUUCUGGCCCUUGAUUAGUUAUUCCUAAUGUAAAAAGUCAGCCUUGUGCACACAAAACUGUACCCAAAGGUUUCUGAAUUGCUGAAACUUAGGAAAUAAAAUGAAGCAUGUACUGCUGCCUUAUUUUAGCAAUCUAAAAUGUGUUGGGCUGCAGGAUUAUUUAACUGGCUUGCCCAUAAUAUGCAGCCAUUGAUUUAGCAAAAUUUCUAAGCAAAUAUUCAAGAUAUUUUGCAAAACCACAGAUGCAUUGUUUUGUAUCGAGCCAUUACUUGACAUCAGAUCUGUUACGAUGGGGUCCUUACUAAGUGCACAGCUCUAAUGCAAAAUAAUUCUAUUGUUGUAGUAGAUUUCUUCUCUCAUGCUUGGAGGGUCCUUUAGAAAAUCACAGGAUCUAUAAACGUCAGUGGUCUGUUAAUCUGUUCACUAUCAGACAGUUGUUUUGGGGUAGCUCUUUUAUAUAAGGCUUUCCUCUGUCUAGUAGAAAGGAUAUUUUCAUGAAGCUGAUUUGUUGAGCUAAUACUGUUGUGUAUUCCCUUUUCUCUUCACUAGUGAACGUUUGAAUUUUGACUGAAUAAUGACUGAAUGUUAUUCAGGGUGAAAAAUCUUUUGAACUGAUUUGUGAAUUUUCCAUGUCCCGAUAGAGAAUAGAGAAGUAUUACAAAUUAAACUAUUAAGCUCCCAGUGGCCAAUAGGUUCUACAGUGCAAUUCAGUGGAAGCACUUCAAUAUUUAGGUUGAGACCUGCACAGCAGCAUAGGAGAUUUAGACAUACGUUCUGAUAAGUUCAAUGAAAGAUGUGUCUAAGUCUUCCGGUCUGCUUUGAAAAUAUUUCUGCCUAACUAGUAACUUUCAUAAUUACUGGCAACUAGCAACCAAGGAAAUUCACUUCUGCUGAUUUAAAAAUAAGCAGGCCCAUGUAAGCCUGUCUGUGCUACACACUGUUCUGGAACUUGUUGGUCAGAAUUUUCAUAGUGUAGACAGGGCUUUUGACUGUAAGUUUUCUGAUGAUUAUCUGUAAAAGUUCAUAGUUAGGGAAAUAGCCAGCAAAAGUCAGGGUAAAACUUGGAAUUGUAGAUUACAAAAGACUUGAUGGAGGGUUGGUGAAUAACUGUACAGUGAAACCUUAUUGUCAUCACAGUCCUAGUAGGUAUAAUACUAUCAAGAAGAAAGUCAAACUAAGAAAUUCCUCAUUUGACAACAUUUUGGGAAUUAGUUCAUUCAACAUAUCAGUGCAGUAGAUUUUAGUAAAUGUCUCUAGCAAGUCUUGUACUUUUACAGAAUCAAAGGUCCAGUAAUGAAGUCUUAUCACAUCCUUACUUUUAUUAUAAAUACUCUAGGCGUUUUUAAUAACUUUUACUGACACUCAGUAACUGUGUAAAAUUGUGCACAAUGUAUGUCGAUCAGAUUAUGUUAGAAAACAUACUCAGAGAGCACUGCAGCCUAAGCAUAAUAAAGUAAUAUUGUUUACAGCAUAUUGUGGACAGUGCCAAAUAAAUGUUUAAACAAAAAUACCUAACUGCACUUCAUGAUGUAACUGGUAACAAUGUACAUGAAUCCAUGAAAUAAGUAUGUUUCCUGUGUAAUCAGUAUUCUUAAAUAAAAUAUUUAUAAUUGAACACCUCCA
Mauremys mutica (yellowpond turtle) is the source of this 3953-nucleotide messenger RNA. It is a transcript of the gene ABAT, whose product is annotated as 4-aminobutyrate aminotransferase. Gene Ontology annotation, cellular component: mitochondrion. The record is from RefSeq and is a predicted model, not a curated record. Gene Ontology annotation, biological process: GABA catabolic process. The transcript is spliced from 17 exons. The coding region runs from base 170 to 1693 and encodes 507 amino acids. Gene Ontology annotation, molecular function: pyridoxal phosphate binding. NCBI's taxonomy places the organism in Eukaryota, Metazoa, Chordata, Testudines, Geoemydidae.